GAAAAAGAUGCAGAUUUCAAUGGAUUUUACCGGCACUACAUUUCUACGAUGUUGUUCUUCUUCUCAACGUUUUCGAAUUUGUAUGCAAAAUUGGUGUUGCGUGCUGCAGGUCCCUGAUCGGCUCAGUUUCACCCCAUCUCCUUCGAGCCCAACGUCUUGUUCGUGGCGCCGCCCAGUCACUCUGGCGGAUACCCAUGGAGAAACAUCUCAACCAGCUAUUACAAGUUGGGAGAAUCUUGGGUUUGAUCCAGUGCCAACAGACUAUAUGUACAUAAUGAAAUGUUCUGAAGGUGAUAGCUUUAAGGAUGGUGGUUUGCAAAGGUUUGGGAAUAUUGAGUUGAUUCCUUCAGCCUGUGUCUUGAACUAUGGGCAGGGAAUUAUUGAAGGUCUGAAAGCAUACAAGAAACAAGAUGGAUCUAUCUUACUAUUUCGUCCUGAGGAAAAUGGAUUGCGGAUUAAAGUAGGAGCAGAUCGAAUGUGCAUGCCUGCACCAACUGUUGAACAGUUUGUGGAUGCUGUAAAACUUACUGUAUUGGCAAAUAAGCGUAGGGUUCCUCCUCCAGAUAGAGGCUUUCUACAUGUCCGACCCUUACUUUUGGGGACUGGACCUGUUCUUAGUCUUACACCAGCUCCUGAAUUCACCUUUUUGGUUUAUGUUACUCCAGUUGGGAAUUAUUUUAAGGGUGGUUUGAAACCAAUUAAUCUGGUGGUGGAAAGUAAGAUUAAGCGAGCAACCCCUGGUCCUGGUGGAGUUGGAUGCGUAAAGGCCAUUGGGAAUUAUGCAGGGUUUUUAUAUGAUUUUUAUAACUCUCCUCUACCUGACUGAAAAUGCUUUCAAAUCCUAUUUCCUACUGAAAAAAUUCUUCUGAACCCUGGUAUAAGCUAUUUGUAUUCUGUACAUUGGAGAACAAUGUUAAAACUUUUAUUUCCUGUUAACUUAGCACGUAUUGCCUAUUGAACUGACCCAUACUGAGUCUUUUUGGUGCAACUCUCUCUUAUCCCAUGUGCGACAGGAUAGUGGUACUAGAAGCAUAAAAAAAUUCUUCAUUUAGGAGGAAAUUUGUAAAAUUCAAAGUUCUGAUGUAAAAGAUGUUUAAAAUGUUCACCCUCCAAAAGGAACAAUAAGUAGAAUGAAACAAUAAGCUACUUGAAAUAGUAUAGCUGAAAUCCCCAUAUCUUUUUUCAAGUUUUUUAUUUUAUUUCUUCUAUGUGGAAGUGGAUUUAGAUAUAACUGGUGCUACAUUCUUUUAGCAUGGCAUGUAGCGUUGAAUCUAUUUUAUCUCUCUUCAUAGAUUCUAAAGGCACAGGUUGCAGCUAAAGAGAAUGGUUUCUCGGAUGUUCUUUAUCUAGACUCUGUUCAUAAUAGAUACUUGGAAGAGCUUUCUACUGCUAACGUAUUCAUUGUAAAGGGUAAAACAAUAUCCACUCCUGUGCUAGGAGGGACAAUACUAGCUGGCAUUUCCAGAAAAAGUAUUAUUGAUAUUGCUCACAGCCAAGGGUUCCAGGUAUGCAUUUUUGAAUUUGCAAUGGCUCCAUUUUUGUUUUUCUACAAGAUUCAGAUACCUUUGCUUGCUAUGAUAAGAAAGCAACUUUUCUGUUUCUGGUGGUAGUUAUUGACUAGUGAAUUGUGAUAUGUCCAUUAAGGAAAGUGCUUUAUGUUAAAAGCAGUGUAUUUUCCCUGUACCUACCCAGCACCGUUUAUAGUGUUUAUGUGUGUGGCUUCUUUUCUAUGUAAAUUUAAUAUGUUGCUAGUGUAUGCUAUUCAUUCAGGUCCUUAAAACCCUUUGCAUUUCCUAACAGGUUGAGGAGCGGCUUGUGUCAGUUGAGGAAUUGUUUGAUGCUGAUGAAGUUUUUUGCACGGGAAAUGCUGUUUCUGUAUUGCCUAUUGGCAGCAUUACUUUCUUGGAUAAAAGGGGUAGCUUAUGGAGAAAAUGGGUCUGUGUCUCGGCAACUUUACUCAGCACUUACAGAUAUACAAAGGGGUCUUGCAGAGGACAAAAUGGGUUGGACUGUAACCUUGAAGUAGAAGAUGCAAGAUAUAUAAUUAGCUUAUUUUUGUGAGUUCUAAAAAUUAUUGUUCAUUUACCAAUGACUCAUGUAAUUAAGUGGUAAUGCAUUUUUUGUGAGAUCUUAAAUUUUAGUUGCAUCAUAUGCAAGUGGAGUAAAUUAAGAGAUAAAAG
This is a messenger RNA of Rubroshorea leprosula, 2180 nucleotides long. The record is from the annotation of a GenBank genome assembly. NCBI's taxonomy places the organism in Eukaryota, Viridiplantae, Streptophyta, Magnoliopsida, Malvales, Dipterocarpaceae.